Molecule: messenger RNA, 963 nt
Organism: Moneuplotes crassus
Lineage: Eukaryota; Ciliophora; Spirotrichea; Euplotida; Euplotidae
Source: the annotation of a GenBank genome assembly
AUAACCGAAAGCAACAUGGAGACCUAUGGUAGGAGUAAGAGUAAGACGAAGAGUAAGAUGAAGACUAAGAGGGAGAGGAAGAGUAAGCUGAAGACUAAGAGGGAGAGUAAGCGUAAGCUGAAGACUAAGAGGGAGAGUAAGAAUAAGGUGAAGAGUAAGAUUAAGAGGGAGAUUAAGAGGAAGAGUAUGAGUAAGGGUAAGAGGAAGGGAAAAGUCAAGACCAAGACUCCCAAGAUCAAAACUUUUGAAUAUAAUAAAGAGGAUAAGGACAUCGGAGAAAAUAAGGCUAAGAUGGAUCUCCAGGAGAAUCCUCAUAUAAAGCUGGAGUAUAAACCCCUGAAGAAGUACAGGAGUGGCUGCACCUACGAGGGCCAAUGGAAUAAAGUCACUGGCAUGAAGCAUGGAAAGGGCACUUAUGUGUGGAAGGAUGGGGGAGAGUACGAGGGAGACUGGAAGAAUGAUAAAUGGCAUGGUCACGGAACUUAUACUUACCCAAGCGGAGACUCUUACGAAGGAGAAUGGAAGAAUGGUCAAAAACAUGGAAAAGGAAAGCAUACUUGGGCUGAUGGAAAAGUGUAUGAAGGAGACUAUAAAACCGACCAUGCUAAUGGCUUUGGGACACUGUGGGAAACAAACGGAGACAAGUACGAGGGAUUCUUUGCAAAUGAUAAAAGGAAUGGGAAGGGAACCAUGACUUACAAUGAUGAAAGAAAAUUUGUGGGACUGUGGGAGAAUGGAGAACAAAAAGAAGGACAGUUUGUGGAGAACGAAAAGAAGAUAGAGAAUAUCGAAAAGGAAGCGGACAAGAAGGAUGCAGUCACUCAAGGUCAGAAAACUCCAAAAAUUUCGAAGAAGAAGAGAAAGAGUAAAACACCUAAAGUUGAAGAUGAAGAUGAAGAUGAAGGAGGUAUGGUAUGUUGGGGAUGGAUUUGCUGCAAAAAAGAAAAAAAGGUAAGCAAAUAA